AUGGAGGUUGAAGAUUUGAUGGAGGGCAAGAGAGAAACGGAGGACGAGGGUGCAAUUGAGCAAGACCAAGAUCGAGACUACAAUGAAUACCAACAACUCAAGAGAGGGCGAGAGGUGGAGAAGGCUAACAAAGGUCUCCUCAAACCCAACAAUGAUAUUAAAGUCUAUAGUUCACGUAGUUAUCGACUCAAUUGA
This is a messenger RNA of Sphenostylis stenocarpa, 195 nucleotides long. Lineage: Eukaryota; Viridiplantae; Streptophyta; Magnoliopsida; Fabales; Fabaceae. The record is from the annotation of a GenBank genome assembly.